Adineta steineri is the source of this 1098-nucleotide messenger RNA. The record is from the annotation of a GenBank genome assembly. Lineage: Eukaryota; Metazoa; Rotifera; Eurotatoria; Adinetida; Adinetidae.
AUGCCUCCUUAUUUUGAUAAUGCAAAUUCAGUUACAUUUCGUCAAUCAGAAAAAAUUGUUGCUUUAUUAGGUCGAACUGAUACAGGAAAAACAAGUACAUUUAAUUUAAUGACAGGUCUUUCACAACCCAUUGGUAAUCGAAUAUCAAGUACAACAUGUCAAUGUUUUUCAUAUUCAAACUUUAUCGAUACACCUGGAUUUGGUGAUACUCGUAAUGGCGAAUCAUCAUCAUCACAUUUAUCUUUAAUUGAUUUUUUUGUUUCGUUAUCAUCAGGUAUUGAUAUUUUAUUUUAUUUUGUUCGAUAUGGAACAAUUAAUUCAAGUGAUCUUAAUUUAUUUGUUGAUAUAUAUAAACAAAUAUUAUCUACGGAAGCUUAUUCAAAUUCUUGUCUUAUUAUAUCUGAUUAUUCAUUACCAAAUCUUGAACAAGUUAAUAUUAAUGAUAGUGACGAAAGAAAAUAUCUUCUUAAACAAUUACAUGAAAAUGAUAAAUAUUCUUAUAUAUUAGAAAAAUUUAAUAAUCGUGUUCUAUUUAUUGAUGUAUCUCCAUAUGAUUAUAAGCGGCAAGAAAUGUCGAAAGAAAUACUACAAAAUUUUCUUCAAUCGUUUCGACCAUUGAAUCGUUUUAAUUGUCAAAAUCUUCAAGAUGCAUAUCGUCUUCUUCGACGUACACAAGAAAUGGAAACACUUUGUUUUGAUUUAAAAACUCAAGUUGACCAAUUAACAACAGAAAAUCAACAUUUAACAAAUUUAUAUCAAAAACAAAUACGAAAAUGUAAAGAUUUAGAAGAGUCAUAUCAGAAUUCAAUCAAACAAAUAGAACAAAUACAUGAACAAACUUUAUUGGUAGUUGAAACUAACCAUAUAUCAACAAUUGAAGAAAUGACACGACAAGAAUUUCGUAUACGUGAUGAAGUCAAACAAGUACGACAACAAUUAGAAGAAAUUGAACAUGAAAUGGAUAGAAGUUUAACAUUUAAUGUUGUUUCAUAUAUUCCCUUUAUUCAUAUUGUAACAAAUAUUAUUGAAUUAAAUACAAAACGACGUAUUACACAACGAAUAAGACAAUUGUUACAUACGAAAAAGAAAGGAUUGUAA